AAUAAUUAAAUAAGAAUCAAGAGAAUAGAAUUAGUAGGGGUUAAAGCAUGAGACCGGAAAUCAUUUAUUUAAUUCUCUUCUUUCAAUACAGUAUAGUGGUGCUAGGAGGACCAGACAAGUAUCUUAUGUCAACCAAAGAAAAGAUAUUUCUCGUAGAAAAAGCAGAAGCUGGCCCUGGUUUCCUUCCCCGGCAUACAGGAGUAAACAGGAAAACUAGAAAUGGUCAACGUUUGAGAAAGAAAAGACCCGAGACCCAGAAAUAUUUGGCAAAAGAAAAUGGAUUUAAAGCAGACUCUGAGGAGUACGGAACGGAUUAUAUAAACUAUGAAGCUUAUUACAGUACUUUGAAUUCUUUAAACGAGUCUAAAAAAUUGAAUUCAAGUAUAUCACAGAAUAUGAAGAUAACAGCAGUUAUACCGAAAUCAACCAUGAGACCCCCAAAAGUUGAGGAUAAGGUUGAGGGAGGAGAUUACAGUAUUGAUCCAGUAAUAUCUGGAGACAAGGAGGAUUACUAUUCAGACUCAUAUAGUCAGAAGGAUUAAAAACAGAGCUCAUUCCUGCACGAAAGUUGAGAAGAUGAGUAGAUGAGUUAACCAAACCUUGUUACAUACUAAUAUUGGGUAUCUUACUAACCUAUAAUUCAAUACAUUGUAUCCCUACAAUUUAUUCGUAUUUUAAAUUAAUAAAUUUCAAAAAUUUUAUAAAAAAUAAAUGUUCACAAAGUUA
Molecule: messenger RNA, 726 nt
Organism: Eurytemora carolleeae
Lineage: Eukaryota; Metazoa; Arthropoda; Copepoda; Calanoida; Temoridae
Exons: 4
Coding region: 48-542 (164 amino acids)
Source: RefSeq, a predicted model, not a curated record